Molecule: messenger RNA, 954 nt
Organism: Annulohypoxylon truncatum
Lineage: Eukaryota; Fungi; Ascomycota; Sordariomycetes; Xylariales; Hypoxylaceae
Exons: 2
Coding region: 1-954 (317 amino acids)
Source: RefSeq, a predicted model, not a curated record
AUGGCGGCAAACCACACCCCGCGCACCGUCGCCGACGCCACGCGCUUCACGUCGAGCACGCCGCACGCCCACGCCAAAGCCUCCUCGCCCUCAUCCAGCAACUCCUCCUCCAAGACCAAAGCCUCCUCCUCUUCCUCUUCCGCCGCCCCCUCCUCUUCUCCGUCGCGCCCGGCGCAGUCGAACCGCCUGCCGCCGGCGGGCAUGCCGCGGCCGUCCGCGCCGGAGACCAUGGAGGAGCGGGUGCGCCGGCUGCGAACCGCGCACCUGGCGGCGAGGAGACAUGAGACGUCGAGGUUCGACCGGAUCGUCGACGCCUCGAGGCGGUACUUCGACGCCGCUCACAAGUUCACUGUUAUGGGGUUGAUUGGGUUCAGUGGCCUCGCCCUCUUCGUAACCGUCUACGCCACCGCCGACAUGAUGGUCUACAACCGCAAGCGGCGCAACGAGUUCUUCGCGAUGCAGCGGCAGCUGCAGUCCGACAGCCUCGAGGCCGCGCGCCUCGCCUACAUCAGCAACACCGCCACCCCGGAGCAGGCCGCCCUCGUCGAGGAGGCCGAGGCCAAGGCCCGCGACUCCGGCACCAGUCUGCCCCCUUUACUCUCCCCGCCUAGACCCAUGUCUUCUUCUUCUUCUUCCCCUCCUUCCACGACGGAGACCGUAGGCAGCACAGCAUGGGCCGCCGAAUCGCUAAGCGAGAGCAGUCUUUCGGCGACCGCCGACGAGAAGCCGAAGAGCAAGGGCUUGACCGGGUGGCUGUUCGGCGGGCUGAAGAAGGAAGAGCCCGGGAGCGAAGUGAACGCCGCGGGGUCGGCGCCGAUGCCGGCAUCUGAGUUAAAGGAGAAGGCGAAGACGGCGUUCGACCAAGAGCGCGAGAACCAAGCGGACGGCGGGCCGUUGGAUCAGCUGGGGAAGCCGAGCAGCGGCGGCGAGACGAAGAAGUCGGGUUGGUGGUAG